CUGGCCCCCACAACAAUAGGCCGCAGAUUAGACGGCUUUGAUUUUCUGGAUGGCCCGGGACCAGAAUCAUCUCAGCAGGUCCUGGCGACAUUCGACCACUAGACCUAGAACCAGAACUAGAACGAGUGUACUGGAGACAUCCCUGGAAUUAAGCCGCAAGGCAGUUGAAGAUCAGCUAAAGAUAUGUGGCCACAAGAGGGAUGCUGAUGUCUUUGAGCUGUUCCUCUCUCAAAAAGAACUGACAGAAGUCAUUGACCUUUCUAGGUUUAAAAAAUUAAAAUACCUAUGGCUACAUCACAACAAGCUCCAUGGAAUUAAAUUUCUAACUAGAAACUACUGUCUGACGGAACUCUAUCUAAACAACAAUGCAAUAUUUGAGAUAGAAGGACUACACUGUUUGUCUUCGCUGCAUAUUCUCCUGCUACAGCACAAUGAGUUAACCAAUAUUGAUGCAACUGUGAAGGAAUUAAAGGGAUUACUAAAUCUGAAGACUCUAAGUCUCUACCAAAAUCCUUUGUGCCAAUAUAACCUGUAUCGUUUAUAUAUAAUCUACCACCUUCCAGAAAUAGAAUUGCUUGAUAGAAAACAAGUUACAGAAAAAGAAAGAAGAUCAAUGGUUACCAUUUUUAACCAUAAAAAGGCGCAUAUUAUUCAUUCAAUAGCAUUCGGAAGAAGAAUAGAUACCUCAUGGAAUCCUAGAUCACUAAUUAAGCAAAAAACAGCCCAAAGAGUGCCUUCAGAUUUUGCAUAUGCAAAUAAUGUAGACAAAAUUCUCUUUGAUGACCCAGAAGAUGCCGUUUUUGUAAGGUCUAUGAAAAGAUCAUUGAUGGCUAUUACAUUACUGAACUGGGACACAGUUCCAACACGAGAGGAAAAAUAUUGUGAAGAGAAAGUCACAGAACCUGCUCAAAUGCUCACAGUUACACUGAGAUAACUUCUAGAAAUUCUGGUUUUCAGCUGUAAUUAAAUGCUCUAUGCCUUAGCAUGUUAUAUGUUUA
This is a messenger RNA of Erinaceus europaeus (western European hedgehog), 998 nucleotides long. RefSeq names its product leucine rich repeat containing 72 (gene LRRC72). The transcript is spliced from 9 exons. Lineage: Eukaryota; Metazoa; Chordata; Mammalia; Eulipotyphla; Erinaceidae. The coding region runs from base 50 to 934 and encodes 294 amino acids. The record is from RefSeq and is a predicted model, not a curated record. Gene Ontology annotation, molecular function: protein binding.